Aspergillus wentii DTO 134E9 is the source of this 595-nucleotide messenger RNA. RefSeq lists its product as uncharacterized. The transcript has 2 exons. The record is from RefSeq and is a predicted model, not a curated record. NCBI's taxonomy places the organism in Eukaryota, Fungi, Ascomycota, Eurotiomycetes, Eurotiales, Aspergillaceae. Bases 123 to 281 code for a protein of 52 amino acids.
CGUCCUCGAAGCGCCAUGCUGCUGCUUCGGUCAUCGUGGGAUAAUUGCUUUUGGUCUGAGGACCGUGAGUGUCGUUUUUAUUGAUCUACGAUUAUUCUUUCGUGGUGGUUACUGUUGGGAUUAUGGAUGAUUGCUGUGUUGGUGGGGCAGUGAAAAUCUCGGGAUCAACAGCUUCUCUAGAUACCGAGUAUCAACAUCACCGUCAACACCUCGACCGUCGAGAUACAGGAAUGCAGUCCUACAUUGACGUGGUACAAUGCAAGGGUUAUGAGCCAUUAUGACGUCUCACAUCUUCUGUCACACCCGGGUACCAAGUACCUGAUAUCCUAAGGAGCAGCGCUUAUAUACAACCCCAAAGGCUCAUCUGGAAAUCGUUUUUAUCAUUCGAGCUAACUGACAUGAAAUUGCUUUGCAUCCAAGAAUCGGCAGUAGAAGCAAGUAGUAGAAAUUUCAUCCAAGCCAUAUAUAGAUUAAAUCCUAGAAGCAUAAACAAAUACUUUCGUGAUCCCUAGGAUCAGACUUGGCUACCUGACUUAAAAUAGUUGAUGUUUGUUUUGUGAAGAGGGACGAUGACUUUCAUGGCCUUACUAUCCGU